UAUCUCCAUCUAAACCAUAUAUCAUUAUACCUUUCUCAAACUAUAUACACACCAUCAUAACUCCUAAGUAUAAUAUGUCUUCCAAUAAUAUUUUCAUGAUGAGCUUCAUUCUUUGCCCUAUGAUCAUGUUUAUGUUGUCAGCUGCAGCAACACCAACUACUACAUCUUUCAAUGUAUUGUUAGGUUUUGGGGCGAAACCUGACGGCAUAACAGACUCUACUGAUUCAUUCCUACGUGCAUGGGAAGCUGCAUGUGCCUCUACAGACGACGCUCUCAUAUAUGUUCCCAAGGGUAGGUAUUUGGUUCGUCCGCUCGCCUUUAAAGGUCCAUGCAAAAGCCUCCAUAUCACCGUCCGAAUCGAUGGUACACUCGUUGCCCCAGAGGACUAUCAAGUGUUGGGUGGUGCUGAGAAUUGGCUUAACUUCCAAAGAGUUAGCGGUGUUUCUAUUGUUGGUGGUGCAUUUGAUGCUAGAGGCCCUGCCUUGUGGGCUUGUAAGGCCAAUCCAGCCAACAAUUGUCCUUCUGGAGCCACGACUUUGAGCAUUACAUACUCCAAAGAUAUAAAAAUUAUCGGAUUGAUGUCGUUGAACAGUCAAAUGUUUCACAUUGUGAUAAAUCAUUGUGAGAAUGUGGAAAUGAGAGGAGUAAAGAUAAUAGCCCAUGGCGACAGCCCCAACACCGAUGGCAUCCAUGUUCAACUCUCCAAAAAUGUUGUCAUCUUUAACUCCGUCGUGGGAACUGGAGACGAUUGUGUUUCCAUCGGUCCUGGAACUCAAAAUCUUUGGAUUGAACGCAUGACUUGUGGUCCUGGUCAUGGCAUUAGCAUCGGAAGUCUAGCUAAAAACAUGGAAGAGGAGGGUGUCCAAAAUGUAACAGUGAAGCAAAUUAUUUUCACAGGCACUCAAAAUGGGAUUAGGAUCAAAUCAUGGGCUAAACUUAGCAAUGGCUUCGUUGAAAGUGUUCAUUUCUCGAACAUUGUCAUGAGAAACGUUCAAAAUCCAAUCAUAAUUGAUCAAAACUAUUGCCCUAGCCACAUCAAUUGCCCAACUGAAGUUUCCAGCAUAAAGAUCAACAACAUUACUUACAAAAAUAUAAAAGGAACAUCUGCAACAUUAGUAGCUACAAAGUUCGAUUGUAGCUCGGGAUAUCCAUGCAAUGGCAUCAGAUUAGAGGAUAUUAACUUAACUUUUCGAAACAAAUCAGCUCAAUCCUUUUGUGCCAAUGCAAAUGGAAAAUCUUUUGGCUCAGUUCUACCUGAUAGUUGUUUAUCAAAUUCAGGAAUAUAAUUACUUUAAUUCCUUUUCUUUGUAUAAUUAAUUAUUUUAUUAUUUGUUGUAAUUUUGUAUAUCAUUUAUUAUAUUCUUUUUUAUUUAAACCACUAUUAUUUAAUUUAUUAAUUGUUAUUUCUAUUCUUUCUAUAUAAAUUCAAUUCUUAUCCCAAUUUGAUGACUACAUUCACAUGUUUAAUAUAUGCAGUUAUAAAUUCAAGAUAUUAUUUCGGACUUAUUAAUUGAAAAACUAA
Messenger RNA from Cannabis sativa, 1522 nucleotides. Its product is annotated as polygalacturonase-like. Gene Ontology annotation, molecular function: polygalacturonase activity. The record is from RefSeq and is a predicted model, not a curated record. Bases 75 to 1286 code for a protein of 403 amino acids. The transcript has 3 exons. Gene Ontology annotation, biological process: carbohydrate metabolic process. NCBI's taxonomy places the organism in Eukaryota, Viridiplantae, Streptophyta, Magnoliopsida, Rosales, Cannabaceae.